CUCCAGGCCUGCUGGCUGGGGACUCCGCCAUUUUGGGCGCUUCGCGGAUGGUGUUGGGGAGCGCGCUUCGUGCCUGAGCGCAGCCAGCGGCGGGGCCGGCCAGCCACCCUCUGGGACCAGCGUGAAGCAGCAGAGAAGGCGCGUCCCCUCGGCCCAGCGUCCUGGUUCUGCGAUGAAGGCAGUUGAACCCUGUGUCCCUGUGUCUUCGCCCCUGCUAAUCUGCUAAUGCAGUAAAUUGGAAGAUUGCUGUUCCCAGGAUCCCCUGUAAUGGGCAAGGAGCCACCGAGAAGAACAUUUUUCUUUUAAUUUUUAAGCUUUGGUUUGAAAGACCAGCAUGUUUUGGAAAUUUGAUCUUCACUCAUCAUCCCACAUAGACACACUUCUAGAGAGAGAAGAUGUAACAUUGAAGGAAUUAAUGGAUGAGGAAGAUGUUUUGCAAGAAUGUAAAGCUCAGAAUCGCAAACUUAUUGAGUUUCUGUUAAAAGCAGAAUGCCUUGAAGAUUUAGUCUCAUUCAUUAUAGAAGAACCACCUCAAGAUAUGGAUGAAAAAAUCAGAUACAAGUAUCCAAAUAUAGCUUGUGAAUUACUCACUUCUGAUGUCUCUCAGAUGAAUGAUAGAUUGGGAGAAGAUGAAUCUUUGCUAAUGAAACUGUAUAGCUUCCUCCUAAAUGAUUCCCCUUUGAAUCCAUUACUUGCCAGUUUCUUCAGCAAGGUGCUAAGUAUUCUUAUUAGCCGAAAACCAGAACAGAUUGUGGAUUUCUUAAAGAAGAAGCAUGAUUUUGUAGACCUUAUCAUAAAACACAUAGGAACUUCUGCUAUCAUGGAUUUAUUGCUCAGGCUACUGACUUGUAUUGAACCUCCACAGCCCAGGCAAGAUGUGUUAAAUUGGUUAAAUGAGGAGAAAAUUAUCCAGAGGCUUGUGGGAAUAGUUCAUCCAUCUCAAGAAGAAGACCGGCAUUCUAAUGCCUCACAGUCACUCUGUGAAAUUAUCCGCCUCAGCAGAGACCAGAUGUUGCAAGUCCAGAACAGCUCAGAACCGGACCCCCUGCUCGCCACUCUAGAGAAGCAAGAGAUUAUUGAGCAGCUUCUAUCAAAUAUUUUCCACAAGGAAAAGAACGAGUCGGCGAUCGUCAGUGCGAUCCAGAUACUGCUGACUUUGCUGGAGACGCGACGGCCAACAUUUGAAGGCCAUAUAGAAAUCUGCCCACCAGGCAUGAGUCAUUCGGCAUAUUCAGUCAACAAAAGUGUUUUAGAAGCUAUAAGAGGAAGACUUUCAGCUUUCCAUGAACUCCUGCUUGAGCCUCCCAAGAAAAGUGUUAUGAAGACAACAUGGGGUGUGUUGGACCCUCCUGUGGGGAACACUCGCUUAAAUGUGAUCCGACUGAUCUCGAGCCUCUUACAAACCAACACAAACAGUGUCAAUGUGGACCUCAUGGAACUCAACAGCAUUGGCGUGAUCCUGGAUAUGUUCUUCAAAUAUACAUGGAAUAACUUUUUACAUACUCAAGUAGAAAUCUGUAUUGCCUUGAUUCUUGCAAGCCCUUUUGAAAGCCCAGAAAAUGGCACUGUUACUGAUCAAGAUUCCACUGGUGACAAUCUUUUACUGAGACACCUGUUUCUUAAGUGCCAGUUAGUGGAACGAAUACUUGAAGCCUGGGAAAUGAAUGAGAAGAAACAGGCCGAAGGAGGCCGACGCCAUGGUUACAUGGGCCACUUAACGAGGAUCGCCAACUGCAUCGUGCACAGCACGGACAAGGGGCCAAACAGCACGUUAGUGCAGCAGCUGAUUAAAGAGCUUCCGGACGACGUCAGGGAACGUUGGGAGACCUUCUGCAGCAGCUCUCUGGGGGAGACGAACAAGCGCAACACGGUAGACCUGGUUACAACCUGCCAUAUUCAUUCAUCCAGUGAUGAUGAAAUUGACUUUAAAGAAACGGGGUUCUCGCAGGAUUCUUCUUUACAGCAAGCCUUUUCUGAUUAUCAGAUGCAACAAAUGACGUCCAAUUUUAUUGACCAGUUUGGCUUCAAUGAUGAGAAGUUUGCAGAUCAAGAUGACAUUGGCAAUGUUUCUUUUGAUCGGGUGUCAGACAUCAACUUUACCCUCAAUACAAAUGAAAGUGGGAAUAUUGCCUUGUUUGAAGCGUGUUGUAAAGAGAGGAUACAGCAGUUUGAUGAUGGAGGCUCUGAUGAGGAAGAUAUUUGGGAAGAGAAACACAUCGCCUUCACUCCAGAAUCCCAGAGACGCUCCAGCUCAGGGAGCACAGACAGUGAAGAAAGUACAGACUCUGAGGAGGAAGAUGGAGCAAAACAUGAUUUAUUUGACUCCAACAAUGCUAACCCAGAGGACAAAAUGGAAGUGGAUCUGAACGAACCACCCAACUGGUCAGCCAACUUUGAUGUGCCCAUGGAGACGGCUCACGGGGCCAGCCUCGAUUCAGUGGGCUCGGACGUCUGGAAUACGGAAGAACCCAUGCCAACUAAAGAGACCGGCUGGGCUUCCUUCUCCGAGUUCACGUCCCCAUUGAGUACAAAGGAUACUUUAAGGAGUAAUUCUCCAGUAGAAAUGGAAACCAACGCUGAACCAGUGGACCCCUUAACUACCAAUGCUGUUUCACUGGCAGCACCCCCGGAGGCCCCAGGCAGCGUGGCCAUGGAAGCGACGUCUGACGGCGAAGAAGAUGCCGAGAAUACGGACAAGGUGACCGAGACCGUGAUGAACGGCAGCAUGAAGGAGACGCUCAGCCUUACGGUAGAUGCUAAAACUGAAACUGCCGUCUUCAAAAGAGUGUUGAAAUCCUAUCGCGAAGAAGGGAAACUGUCUACCUCUCAAGAUGCUUCUUGUAAAUAUGUGGUGGAGGAGAGGACAGACAGCGGGGACGCCAGUCCUGCUGCUCCCCAGCCGGCGGGCCUGAGCCCGAGCAGAGGUAAGGGGGCCCCGGGGAAGCCGGCCGGCUCUGGCCUCCCUUCUGAGACUUGGGAGCUCCCUUGGGGGCCACACCAGCCCCUACCCACCCUGGCUUUGGCAGCAAAGCCCGGUUCCCAGCUCGUGUGAGAGGGAGAGUUGGCGAACGUUAAUUGUCGAUCCCCAGUGGGCCCCUGAGGACGCCAAGGAAGAGAAAGGAGGCCCUGCCCUGCUGGGGCCUGGUGGGGCCGGGAGCCUGCCCCAGCCAGGAGGAAACCACCUAGAGAAAAGCUCACAGGGAAAGGAUCCCCAAGUCAGGGAGUGCCAGGGAUUGCUGCCCCCUCCUCCCCCCAUAUACUUAAAUUGGGGAGGUUUCAUUUUUAGUGAUUCCAUUUUAACUUCCAUAGAUGCCAUGAUCAGGAACAGACACCAGGGGGCGUCCCAAGUCCAGGGACUUUUCUGCCAAAUCCGCCUCCACCCUCCUCCCCUCCCCUCCCAUUUCCCAUAAGGAGGGAUUUCACCCCAAGAGGAGUUUUUAGGGAUGUGUGGAGGAAAUAUUUAUGGAAAUGGCUGGUUUAAUUUAGAAGGGACAGCCUGUCUUCUCAUCAGUAGGGGACUUUGGUGGAAAACCAGAAGGGAGGGCCACAACUCGCCCCCACCCCCCAGGCUGGCUCUUUGCCUUGAGGGCUUUCUUGGCCCAGGCUAGAGAUGCUUCCCUGCAGUUGGAGGCCCUUGAUCUCCCCCUCCAGAGGCUGCCUUGUCUCCUCAUCCCCAUGUGCUUUUAGCCGGCUCCCUCCCUCUGGCCGGACGCCACCACAGGGCGUUGACUUUGUGAGACUGGACACUCGGGCUCCUAUUUUCCAGCCAUUCAUUCAGGGCCCACAUAUGGGAAGCAGCCUCUGCAGUCAGGGACAGGACCUGCUCCCAGCCUUGGCUGGCACCCCUGGGUGGUGGCGAGAACAGGAUCCGGACUUAGAGGGAGCUUUCCCACCCACCAAACGCUUUACCUGUGUUGUCUCAUCAACCACAGGUGAAAGAGGUGCUUUUAUUCUCCCUGCUUUCCAGAUGGAGUCUCACAAGCUCCCACCAGGUGUCAGUCCAUUGCUCUGUCCAGUCUCCUGCAUCACCCCAAGUCCUUUGGGAGCUACUCUGUUCUGACCAUGGAGUUGUUGCCAGAGCUGUUAGAAUGACGACAUUUCUCCCCCUCCCUUAGACUGGUUGCCAGGAGGUUAGGGUCUGGUCUCUUCCACCAUCCCCCAGGUGAACUUCAUGUCCGUGUCCCUAGUGGUGGCAGGAGGUACCUAUGAGAGCCCUUCCCCAAUUUCAGUGGCCAGGCCUAGCUCUAGGCUCUCGUGUGCGGACCCUGUGGUCCCAAAGGCACCCAGCUGAGCAGUGGCUCCCUCAGUGUGCUUUUGGGCUGGAACGGGGCCGCUCUCGUCCCCGUGGCAGGAAGGGUCCCUCCUUUCUUCCCUGACGCCUCCUUGAGGCGGCCUUUUGCUUGUGGCCCUGGGGGGUGGGUGGAGGGUGGUCUUCACUGAGGGGCCCUCCUCCCUCCCAAGCCUCAGGUCUGAUCAGAGGGGCUGGGCUGCCAGCAGCAGUUCCUCCUCCCGACUCUCCAUCAGGGAUCCUGGUCCUCCUUGGUCUCCAGAAGGGACCCCUCUCAGGGUGAAGCCAAGCAGAACGCCAUAGCGGACUUAAAGUAUCUGGUUAGCCCCCGUGUGCAGUGAGAUGGACCGUCGGUACCCAAGACAGGUUCACCUGGAGACGAGGCGAUCCGGCAAUCCGAGCCUUCUAGCAGCUUCCCCCUGGUGGGGGCUCGCCUGAGUUAGGGGGCCUUCCUCUUCCUGUUCUUGUCUUCCUGAGCCCGGCCCCCAUCUGCUGCUGCUGUUGUCUGUUGUCAGUGGUUCCGCUCGGCUCGGUGGGUCCCUUCAAAUGCCCUGAACGUCUUUCUUUUGGUUCUUUAGGCCUGAUCAGCCGAGCCUUUUAGGAGAGACCUCUGUUAACGGCCCUGUAUGAUAUGUAAUGUCUCCUGCUGUUGACUGAGGACUACAGACUGAUAGCCAUGGGUUAAAAAACGCUGUUUCUUGAGGAUUUCAUCCAGAGCCUGUCCAAGCCAGUCACUGCUGCACUAACUUUGCAAGGGAUCAGGACCAGCAACGUUUAUAUUCUAGAUUUUAAGACAUUGUACAGAGAAAUUCAGAAGUGUAAAAAUCUUGCACAUUGACAAAUACCAAGCAUUUUUGCCUAUGUUUAUAUUGUAUUGUUAUGAAUGGUGGGUGGCCUGUGGAGGAAGACCUUGCCCCCCUUGUAAUAAUAGUAGAGAUACUAGACUUCAGAUGGCUGUAAGAUUAGUUUUAUAAAAGUGAAUACACAGAUCUAUUGUAUUGGAGACAUAACUAUUUGACAAUUAGUGUGACCAAAGUCCUUAGGCCGUUUUCAUACAUUUUUUCACCUUGUACAAAAUUCUGAGCUCAUUUUUCUUCCAGGUUGGCAAGACGUUGUAGGAUUGAAAUGCCCUCUAAGGGUUAUUUUGGUUGUUCUGACUCUCAAAAGUGAUUUUAAAUAAGAAAUUUUGGGUGUUCUUUUUAUAACCGGUUUUUAAUUGGUAACUGUUUUCUGUAUUGUUUAAAACAGAUCAAAAUGUAAGUCUAUUGGUAGAGAUUUUAAGUAUUUAUUGCUACAUCUUAGUUGACAAAUUGAUGUUACUGUAAAGCCAUAUGUUCUGUUCAGUCUUGUUUGCUUGAAAUGAUUCCUCACGCCGGUGAAACACUAGGUUCUUUGGAGUGGAUAUGGCUUGUGGUUUGGGCUUUGGGGCUUGAUUCUUUAGUUUUCGGUAGUCCACCUGCCUUUUAACCCAUUCGUUCACCAGAUUGUACCUUGUUAGCCAAGCAUUACAAAUGAACGUUUCAGAACAAUCUGCAUAUUUAUAAAACUCUACUCGGAUCAGGCAAGUCACAGGAGUCAGUGCACGCACUGCUAAUAGAAUUAGCAUGCGUUCUCUCUUUUUUUUUUCCCUUGGGCAUAGCAUUUUCAAAGUACAAAUCAAAAUUGGGCACCUGAGCAUGUUAAUUGUUUUCCUGUACCUUGUGAAGUUUUCACUCGUAAAUUCUAAGCCAGUGUAUUUUUUUAGACCUGGUUUGUGUAUAUAUAGUGAUUAUGGAUACUAAUUCAUUGUAAUUUAUAAUUUUCUAUGUCAGUAUAAAAAUCCAGCCACCUUCUCCAACAGCAGAAGCGAUGGGCCGCAUGUCGCCGUGUUGUCCGUCUGGUGAAGGGGUCACUCUUGGGUUACCUCUUGCACUUUUAGAUGCAAAUCAGUUUUUCAUUUCUGUAAUAGAAAGUUCUUCACCUAUUUUUAUGUCAUUUGUUUUUUUCCUGACCAGUAUUUAAAACCAAAAGGAUACUCUGAACGAUGGCCAACGAUUUUUUAGAAAUAGCCUCCCAAGCAGCGUGCCUAAACAUUACAUUACAUACGGAAAUAAAAAAAAAAAAAAAUCAAACGUAUGAUGAAUUAUGGCUUAUUCCUUUUUCCAUCUCCAGUGGUAUAGAAACAACCCAGGCCGCCCAUUCUACACACGGUGGGAGUCAAGUCCAGGAGCUCCGAUCCUAGGCGGGGGGGUGGCCAAGUCUCCCUCCUCACUGCCCCUGCCCAGGACGGACUUGAGCGUCCCUUUCAGAAACGAUAGUUCCCUGGGGGCCAUCUUUGCACUUUGAAGACGCUGGGGUAACGGGGAGGGGACGGGACGGGGGUCUGUACCUCCCUUGGCUGGCUGGAAGCUGACCCAGGCCCCUCUGGGACCCAGAGGCCACUUGUCCACUUCCUCGAGAGGCCGUCAGGGCUCCCCUUGCCCUCUGCACGUGCCCUCACGCGGCUGACUUUGGGGGUUCCCCGCUUAGUGGAGGGUGAAGCAGGAGGAGGAGAGCUGCCCUCAGAAGGAGCUUUCACCCCCUCAUUUGGCGUGUUCUCUCUUUAAAUGACUGUGUAUUAUCUGUUCUGGACGUUCUGAAUCAUGAGACUGAAGUUAUAGAAAAUACUUAUAUUAAAGAAAAUAAAGCCUCCUUAUUCUAA
Molecule: messenger RNA, 6968 nt
Organism: Antechinus flavipes (yellow-footed antechinus)
Lineage: Eukaryota; Metazoa; Chordata; Mammalia; Dasyuromorphia; Dasyuridae
Gene: PPP6R3
Product: protein phosphatase 6 regulatory subunit 3
Exons: 25
Coding region: 335-3052 (905 amino acids)
Cellular component (GO): nucleus; cytosol
Molecular function (GO): protein phosphatase binding; protein phosphatase regulator activity
Source: RefSeq, a predicted model, not a curated record